Molecule: messenger RNA, 1536 nt
Organism: Knipowitschia caucasica
Lineage: Eukaryota; Metazoa; Chordata; Actinopteri; Gobiiformes; Gobiidae
Source: the annotation of a GenBank genome assembly
AUGGAAAACCACGCCACCCACUCCAAGCAGGCCACAGUGCUCCGGUCAUACUCCACGAGCACCUACUGUCGGGAGGGCUUUGUGGAGUGGAUGUGGGGAUGGCUGGCCCGUAAACACCAGUUGGUGCUGCAUUCACACUCCCGUCUACAAAUGGGUCAGUGCUGGCCCUUCGAAGGAGACAAGGGCCAGCUCCAUGUGCAACUGGCUCAGAGGAUCCACAUCUCCCACAUCACUCUGGGACACAUCACACCGAUGCAGUCACCCUUUGGAGAAACAACCACUGCACCCAAGAACUUCUCCGUCUAUGGAAUGAAGACUCCUGAUGGAGAAGAAAAACUUCUUGGAAGGUUUUUCUAUGACAAUCAGGGCUCAUCCUUCCAAACGUUCGUUCUCCCAGAGCAGAGCUCAGAGGGGUUUGCCCAUGUGCGCCUGAAGGUGGAGACCAACUGGGGGAACACAGAGUACACCUGUGUGUAUAACUUCAGGGUGCAUGGGACCCCCUCAGAAAGAACGGUCCACAUCGAGGUCCGUUCUAACCUCUGUCCACAGCAGGGAUCUACAGAAGGGGUCCACAGCAGGGGUCUACAGGAGGGGUCCACAGCAGGGGUCUACAGGAGGGGUCCACAGCAGGGUCUACAGGAGGGGUCCACAGCAGGGGUCUACAGGAGGGGUCCACAGCAGGGAUCUACAGGAGGGGUCCACAGCAGGGAUCUACAGAAGGGGUCCACAGCAGGGGUCUACAGGAGGGGUCCACAGCAGGGGUCUACAGGAGGGGUCCACAGCAGGGGUCUACAGGAGGGGUCCACAGCAGGGGUCUACAGGAGGGGUCCACAGCAGGGAUCUACAGAAGGGGUCCACAGCAGGGGUCUACAGGAGGGGUCCACAGCAGGGGUCUACAGCAGGGGUCUACAGGAGGGGUCCACAGCAGGGGUCUACAGGAGGGGUCCACAGCAGGGGUCGACAGGAGGGGUCCACAGCAGGGGUCCACAGGAGGGGUCCACAGCAGGGGUCUACAGGAGGGGUCCACAGCAGGGGUCUACAGGAGGGGUCCACAGCAGGGGUCUACAGGAGGGGUCCACAGCAGGGGUCGACAGGAGGGGUCCACAGCAGGGGUCUACAGGAGGGGUCCACAGCAGGGGUCUACAGGAGGGGUCCACAGCAGGGGUCUACAGGAGGGGUCCACAGCAGGGGUCUACAGGAGGGGUCCACAGCAGGGGUCUACAGGAGGGGUCCACAGCAGGGGUCGACAGGAGGGGUCCACAGCAGGGGUCUACAGGAGGGGUCCACAGCAGGGGUCUACAGGAGGGGUCCACAGCAGGGGUCUACAGGAGGGGUCCACAGCAGGGGUCUACAGGAGGGGUCCAGGGGUCCACAGCAGGGGUCUACAGGAGGGGUCCACAGCAGGGGUCGACAGGAGGGGUCCACAGCAGGGGUCCACAGCAGGGGUCCACAGCAGGGGUCUACAGCAGGGGUCCCCAACAGGCCGUGGCAGAGGCGCCCUCCUGUGGCCAGGUUCUGCCAGAGGUUUCUUCCUAA